This is a messenger RNA of Colius striatus (speckled mousebird), 1933 nucleotides long. RefSeq names its product interleukin 21 receptor (gene IL21R). Lineage: Eukaryota; Metazoa; Chordata; Aves; Coliiformes; Coliidae. Gene Ontology annotation, biological process: cytokine-mediated signaling pathway; immunoglobulin mediated immune response. The record is from RefSeq and is a predicted model, not a curated record. The transcript has 9 exons. Gene Ontology annotation, cellular component: external side of plasma membrane. Gene Ontology annotation, molecular function: protein binding; cytokine receptor activity. The coding region runs from base 82 to 1860 and encodes 592 amino acids.
UCUGCAGUGGCAGUGAUGAUUUAGCCAUGGAAGCAUUGGAAGACUGAAAGGACGGGGCAAGGACAUGCAUGCAGAACCAAGAUGAGGAACAAACUGUGGCUUCAGAGUAUUUCCUUCUUCCUUUUAUUCCAGUACACUACGUGUCAAGAAAACCUCACUUGUUUUGUGGACUAUGUCCAGACCUUGUCCUGUAUCCUGAGAAAUGACUUGGGUGCCAGUUCAUACAACCUCAUUGCAACAUGGGUUCUUGAGGAAGGCCCAGAAAAUACUGUGGCUGCCUGCAGUCUCCUGCGAUUACCCAGGAACAUCAGCCACACACAGUACAUGUGCACCGUGGACAUGACUGGACUCCUGGCAGAUACCAGAGUCCAGGUGGAUGUUACAGAGACAGCUGAUGGGCAGAGUGUGAUUUCCAAGGCCUUUUACAUGUCAGACAAUGUCAAACCACAGCCUCCGUUCAAUCUGACUGCAGUGUUCUCAGAGGGUUACAAUAUUUCUUGGGAAACCAUCUACCAGAACUCUCCUUUCUACUUUUUGGAUGAGGAGCUGGAAUAUCAGCUGCGUUAUAAGAGAAGGACUGACACAUGGGAGACUCAGAAGACUAAAGCUGUCCACGAAGACAAACGGACGCUGUUAAUCCUACCAUGGGAACUCCAGGCAAACACAGAGUAUGAGUUCCAAGUGAGAGCCAGACCUCGAGAAGACAGUGACUACCAUGGCUUUUGGAGUGAAUGGAGUCCUCUGCUGCUGCUGAAAACCAGCCCUGACGUGACACAGGGAGCAGGCAUGGGAUGGCUACUGCUGUGUGGUGGUGUCGUGGCAAUCACUGUCUCAGUCACAACCUUUCUGGCCAAACAGCGGAGAUUUUGGAAGAAGAUGGCUUGCAUCCCAGACCCUGCUUCCUUUUUCAAACCUCUUUACCUGGUUCACAAUGGCGAUUUCAAGAAGUGGGUUGGUGGAUCCCAUAUGAAAAUCACCUUUGAUUUCUUUGAAUGGGGAAUAGUCCUUCCAGAAGUCCUAGAAGUUUACACCAUGCAUUCUUCCAACAGCACCUCAGGCGAGGAGCUGCAUGAGCUGAGAAAAGAUCUGCCUUGCAAACCCUGUAUGUCUUGCCUGACUGCCCCAGGUCAGGACAGCCAGUCCCUGCUAUCUAGUGUGAAUGAUAGCAGUGGGACUCAGGACCGGUCAUAUGGGCACUUGUCCAUUGAUACUGUGACUGUGGCUGAUGAAUUUACACCUUGUAACUGCCAGUGCAACUGUAACCGUGUGUACAGGGGACAUGAGCAUAUGGGCCAGGAGGACAAGAGUGCUGGAGAAACUGGUUACCCCAAGGUUAAUGUCGAUGAUGAAGACAGAAGGAUAUCCAGUGAUCUGCAUCUAGCUGACCUGAGCACACAGGACAAAAUACUCGCAUCAGGCUCUGUGUCCACAGAUCACCUGAGGAGUACAGGUGUCCCAGGCCACCAGCAAGUAGAAAGAGCUUUGGAAAGAGGAAUGGGGAACAUCCUAGAAGCCCUUUGCUUGCAGCCUAAUCAAUGGGAUUUGGAAAAUCCAGGUUCUCUACCUUCUCCUGAUGGUGAAAGUGUUUCCUACAGUGAAGGCUCCUAUGACUUCUUCCCUCACACUGCAAGGUCUGAUGACAGCAGCCCUGUGAUCUGCAUAGAUUUGGACACUAUUGACAGUGGCUUUGUGGACUCGGACUGUGGGAGUCCAGUUGACUGUGAAUUUGAGCAAAACAGUCAGACCACCUGUGGGUCCAUACCCCUUGAGCAGGAGGGGAUUGACUUUCCACGGAGCUAUGUCAAGCAAUGGGUCUCUUGUCGCUCUGACAGCCCUGCAAAUGCGACACAGACAAACUAAGGACUUGGUGUUGCCUUGCAGAGUGUAGAGCCUUUUCUGUGCCGUGCCAGGAGCAAAGGGUUAGCAAAAUUCA